Molecule: messenger RNA, 3913 nt
Organism: Pogona vitticeps (central bearded dragon)
Lineage: Eukaryota; Metazoa; Chordata; Lepidosauria; Squamata; Agamidae
Gene: TFAP2C
Product: transcription factor AP-2 gamma
Biological process (GO): anatomical structure development; regulation of cell population proliferation; regulation of transcription by RNA polymerase II
Cellular component (GO): nucleus
Molecular function (GO): DNA-binding transcription factor activity, RNA polymerase II-specific; RNA polymerase II transcription regulatory region sequence-specific DNA binding
Source: RefSeq, a predicted model, not a curated record
GGGAAGAGAAGUUUCUCUCCAUCCGUCCGCCUCUAUGUCUGUCCUUUAAAGCAGCUCUUUGAAGCUUGGGAGAGAGAGAGAGAUCUGCUUUUUCCCCAGCGCUGCCCUGGGAUUUAUUUCGCUUGAGCUGGAACGCUUUUCUUCUUCUUUCUCCCCCCACCCACUUUCCCCUUCCUGGUGCAUACUUUUUAAUUUUUUAAUUUUUGGGGGGGUUGUAUACUGGACGCCAUGUUGUGGAAACUAGCAGACAAUGUCAAGUACGAAGAGGACUGUGAGGAUCGGCAUGAUGGAAGCAGUAAUGGGAACCCCAGAUUGCCCCACCUUUCAGCUGUCAGCCAGCAUUUGUACAGUCCAGCUCCCCCCCUUUCUCACUCGGGGGCCUCGGAUUUCCAGCCCCCUUAUUUCCCGCCCCCUUACCAGCCUCUGCCUUACUCCCAGUCUAGCGACCCUUAUUCACACCUUGGAGAUCCUUUUUCCAUCAACCCACUCCACCAGCCACCACCGCCUCCUCCUAACCAGCAACAAACCAGCUGGCCCAAUCGCCAGAACCAAGAUCCUUCUGGUUUGUCUCACCACGCACGCUCCGGCUUGGUCCCCCAUCUCCCAGCUCUGGAAAGCGGCUCUGCUGGGGCAAGGAGAGAAACCUACAGGCGGUCAGAGCUGCUGCUGCCCCAUGGCCAUGGCCUGGAUGCCUCCAGCCUAGCAGAAAACCUUGGACUGCAUGAAAUGGCCCAUCAGAUGGAAGAGGUGCAGAAUGUGGAAGAUCAACAUUUAUUAAUGCAUGACCAGACGGUCAUUAGAAAAGGUCCCAUUUCAUUAACGAAAAACAAUGCAUUAGGUCUCCCUUGCCAGAAGGACGGACUGCUUGGCAUGGUAAUCAAUCCCAAUGAAGUCUUCUGCUCUGUUCCUGGCCGGCUUUCUCUCCUCAGUUCAACAUCGAAAUACAAAGUGACAGUAGCAGAGGUUCAAAGGAGGCUCUCCCCUCCAGAAUGUCUCAAUGCUUCUUUGCUGGGGGGCGUUCUCAGGCGAGCCAAGUCUAAAAAUGGUGGCCGAUCAUUAAGGGAGAAGCUGGAUAAAAUUGGCUUGAACCUUCCUGCUGGCAGGAGGAAAGCCGCCAAUGUGACGUUGCUGACAUCCUUGGUUGAAGGAGAAGCUGUACACCUUGCCCGAGAUUUUGGCUAUGUAUGUGAAACUGAGUUUCCCUCUAAAGCUGUGGCUGAAUACUUAACUCGUCCCCAUCUGGGUCGUAAUGAGAUGGCUACCAGGAAGAACAUGUUGCUUGCGGCAAAGCAGAUCUGUAAAGAAUUCACCGAACUCCUCACUCAGGAUCGCACCCCUCUUGGUAAUGCAAGGCCCAGCCCGAUCUUAGACCCUGGCAUCCAGGGCUGUUUGACUCACUUCAGCCUGAUCACGCAUGGCUUCGGAAGCGCCGCUAUCUGUGCUGCCAUGACGUCUGUCCAGAACUACCUGAACGAAGCUCUCAAAAUAGCAGACAAAACAUACAUGAAUGCUGGAGACCAGAGCCCUGCGGAAACCAAUAAAGGCCUUGAAAAAAUGGACAAACACCGAAAAUAGGAGAGAGAGAGAAAGAGGUUGACAAAGACAGACUGGAAACAGACUUUCUAAAAACUAUUCUCGCACAGAGACUUCAACUCUCCUUGCCAGUUGGGCACAUAGAUUUCUCCUGCAACUUGUUUUAGGACAUGAUAUUGAUUCAUUUUUAAAACGUCCUUCCCUGCGCGCGCACCCCCUCUAUGUGUUUCUCUUCUUUAAAGCUGCCAUUAUCCAUUCAGUUGUGGGACCAGGCAUCAGAAGCUAAUUUAGGUACAAUCUUUGCUUUUUUAAAAAAAAAAGGAGAAAAAAAGGAAACAUGUAUUUUAAUCAGUAAAAAGUGGUGCUAUCUCUCUUUUUUUUCAUAUUGUGUGAAAGUCUAUUUUUGCCGUUUCUAGAUAUUUGAGCAAGUUCUGUCCCCCCCCACCCCCCGGGUGUAUUUUUUGGAUAGUGGCAGCUCUUUUGGUUUCACAGAGACAGUAAACAGUUGUUUUGGUUUGUGAGGAUGCAGAGCUUGGAAAAAGUUUUUUUUUAAUAAAUAAACAAAUAAAUGAAUGAAUAGGUAAAGCUCCCAGGAUUCCCCCGCAACCAUGCUGGCCAUGUUAUGUGGGUGUUCUGGGAGUUACAGUCCUGACGAGUAACUUUUCCAAAGCUCUGUAUACAUGUUGCUCUGCCUCCAGGCUUGCAUAAUUCCCCUUCCUCUCUUUAGCACGGUUGUGGAAAAGAAAUUGGGAAUAUUUCUUUCUUCCUUUAAUGCUCAUCAGAGUUUGUUGUUAUAUCUGAAAAGGAAAACCUAUUAAACCACGGUUUAUUUAAACGAAUCACAGUUAACAGCAGAGGCUGGCAACAUGUGGGCUGUAUGCAGCCUUUGGAUUCCUUGUCUUCACCCCUCCUCCACUCCACCUUCCUUGUUGGCAAAAUGUGUCCAAAAAAGCUUAGGUUUUCCCUUAUAUCUUGCUUCCUUUGACAAAUGAAGGGGAGAUGGUCUGCCUUAUGAUCUGACAUGGUUGUAGGUUUGGUACAAUGUUUUGACACCCUAUUAUAUUAUAGAGCUGCAGCAGUUGCCCUGGAAUUUCAGUGACAAUUGUGAUAGAUGAAGGGUGUGGCCCCCACUUGUCCCCCUCUGUUUCCCUAGUCCUAGUUUACACUGACUCUCAUCCCAUGAGCAAUAAACCAUGGUUAGAUAGAAAGAAGUGAUUCCAGUUUCCUGACUGCCCAGAGGAGGGAAACACACUCAGGCUAGAGGAAUGUCAUUCACUUAAUUCUAAAACUAUGGGGAUUGAACCGGACUAUAGUGUGAAUGCUACUUGUGGAGCAAGACAACUUGGUUUCCUCUCUGGGAGAAAGUGUGCAUUGGCUGACCAAGUCCUAGCUCUGGUGAAGGCACUCUUAGCCAAGGGUACGCGAAGGGGUUGACUUCCCUGAGACUCCCAAAUCUGAGAAGGAAGUGAGAAAUGUGGGCUGUGUUGAUCACAUCUCCCCUGGCAUUGUACAUUCUUUAAUUUCCUAUAGUGAUGGAAUCAUGUGAGACAUCCUCCCCUGCCAUCUCUCAGGCCUCUAUGGAGUGGUAAGACAUUCUGGCAUCUUUGUUAUACUAUACGCAUGUUGGUGCCCCCCCCAAAAGGAGUGGUGGUGUGGGCAUGGAGUGGUAGUUCAUUGCACCCCCCAAGAAUCAAGUUACGGUAAGAUAAUUGGUUUAAAAGAAGUGUCUAGGGUUUUUGUUAAAAACUCCACUGUCUCUAGAAACCAGGAAUAGAGCCUAACGCAGUAUUACCCCAGGCUGCUUGAAUUCUUGGGAAGAAACCAGAAUUGUUACCCCAUUGGAAAAGGUUCAGAGAAAGCUGCAGUUGUGGAAGAGUUUUCCUUGUCCAUCUGCACUCUUCAGAUGUGCUGGAGUGCAAUGCUGUUCCUCAGUGGGGAUUUUCGGGAGUUGUUGUCUGAGACAGCGAGAGCACCGGCAGUGGGGAAAUUGAAAAAAUAUUGUGUCCAAGGGUAUUUGAAGGCUUGAUUUGGGAACCUUUGGUUUCUUUUGGGUGGUUCAAAUUUUUGGACAUCAUCUCAAGAACUACAGCAUAUUCUAAUGCUAAGUGUGGCUUCUGCAGGAUUGAUAAAGGAACAGCAAUGCACUAAAAGUGUAUUGUAGCAGAUCUUUUUAUAUGAGGAAGAAAAAACUUUCAGCUAGGAAAAAAUGAACUUUCAUCUUUGAAUUUUUUUUUUAACGAAGAACACCAGGAUAUUGCAGCUUUAGCUAUAUCAUCAGGUCUUGUGCUUUGAAAAUAGGGGAAGAAAACUUGAAAGAAUAGGCACAUAAUGUUUAAUUAUUUUCUUGCCUAUAUAGGCCAAAAAUAACCUAUAUAUAGAU